AUGUCAGAUAAAAAUCGUAAUAAGCUACCAAGUAAUCUACCACAGCUGCAGAAUCUCAUAAAACGUGAUCCUGGAUCGUACAAAGAUGAGUUUAUGCAACAGUAUAGACAUUAUGAGUCAAAUCUGCAGAUAUUUCAUCUUCAACCUUCAACUUACACAAAGACAUUGGACGAGCUUGUAUUAUUUAUUGCCCAAGUUUCCCAGUGUUACCAAGAGGAAGUGUCUGAUUUCCCACAACAUCUGCAGGAUAUGCUUCGGCAACAUGCCACUGUACUAGAUAAGACUAUGAGAAUGACUUUCUGUAAGGCACUAAUCCUGCUAAGAAACAAAAGCCUUAUCCCAGCGACUGGUGUUCUGGAGUUAUUUUUUGAACUGUUCCGUUGCCAGGAUAAACUACUGAGGAAAACUCUCUAUUCUUACAUUGUUAGUGACAUAAAGAAUGUCAACUUCAAACACAAAAAUGCCAAGCUCAACACAACAUUACAGAACUUUAUGUACACAAUGCUGAAAGACAAUAAUGCAAUAGCUGCCAAAAUGUCGCUGGGUGUCAUGAUAGAGUUGUACAGAAGAAACAUAUGGAAUGACACAAAGACAGUCAAUGUUAUAGCUACAGCCUGUUUCUCCAAAGUGACCAAGAUAAUGGUGACUGCUCUUAAAUUCUUCCUCGGCCAUGAGGAAGGAGAAAAAGCUGCAGACAGUGACAGUGAAGAUGAGGAUGAUAAGAAAAAAGACAAAUCAAGAAAAACAUCAAAGGAACUGAUACUAGGGAACAGAGUAGCAAAAAAGACCAAGAAACGACAGAAAAAACUGGAAAGAGCUCUUCAAGCAAUGAAGAAAUUCAAAAAGAAGCAUAAAAGUGAAUCCUUUAAUUUCUCUGCACUUCAUCUACUACAUGAUCCUCAAGAUUUUAGUGAGAAGUUAUUAAAGCAAUUAGAAGCUACUAACGAGAGAUUUGAGGUGAAACUCAUGAUGAUAGACUUAAUAUCACGACUUGUUGGUAUCCAUGGGCUUUUCCUUCUCAAUUUUUAUCCAUUUGUACAAAGAUUCCUGCAGCCUCAUCAGCGAGAAGUGACACGCCUACUGUUGUAUGUAGCACAAGCUAGCCAUGAUUUAGUCCCGCCAGAUGUGCUGGAGACAACUGUGAAGACAAUAGCCAAUAACUUUAUUACAGACAGAAAUUCGGGUGAAGUGAUGGCAGUUGGGUUAAAUGCUGUAAGGGAAAUAUGUGCACGUUGUCCUCUAGCACUUUCUGAAGACCUCCUUCGAGACUUAGUACAGUAUAAGACACACAAAGAUAAAGCUGUGAUGAUGGCGUCACGGGCUCUGAUAGGCCUUUACCGAAGAGUCAACCCCGAACUUCUCCACAAGAGGGAUAGGGGAAAGCCAACAGAAGCUACAGAAGAACAGAAGAACAUACAGUAUGGUGAUCUCAACGCACAUCAGGCUGUCCCUGGAGCAGAGGUGUUAUCUAGCAAGAUUGAACUUGAUAAUGAGCAGACAGGAGAGGCAGAUGACACUAAAGAAGGUUGGGAGUCUUGUAGUGAAGAUGAAGAUGAUGAUGAAGAUGGUUGGAUAGAUGUUCAUCAUUCAUCUGAUGAAGAAGAGACAGAAGACCCAGUAGCUGGCCUCACUUUGGAAGAGAAACGUAAAAAGGCAGAGGAUAUCUCCACCAAUCGUAUUCUCACGCAAGAAGAUUUCCGUCAAAUUCAGCACCAUCAGGCUCGUAAAACUACUGAAAGUGCCAGUAAAGGGAAAGGCAAGCGAAAGCACAUAGAAGUGGACGAUGAUGAAAACAGUGAUCGACUGAUGCUAUCCACGAUAGAAAAUGUUCACAAGAAGAGAGCCCACGAUAAGGAAUCUCGUCUCUCAACUGUUAUGGCUGGACGAGUGGGUAGAGAGAAAUUUUCACAUGGUCCACAGAAAAUGAACCCUAAUGCCAGUACUACCAACAAGGAGAAAGCAAGAGGCAAGAACUUCAUGAUGGUCAAGCAUAAGUUGGGAAAAAAGAAGGGCAAGCGUUCAUUUAGAGAUAAACAGAUGGCUUUGACGAAGGCAUUGCUACGGAGACAGAAGAAGAAUUGAGAGUGAUAUCAUUCCUUUGGAAUCUUGAUGUCAUUAGUGACAUUACCAAAAGAUCAUUAUAAAAUAAAAAGUUAAACCUA
Molecule: messenger RNA, 2162 nt
Organism: Ylistrum balloti
Lineage: Eukaryota; Metazoa; Mollusca; Bivalvia; Pectinida; Pectinidae
Product: protein SDA1 homolog
Exons: 20
Coding region: 1-2082 (693 amino acids)
Biological process (GO): ribosomal large subunit export from nucleus; ribosomal large subunit biogenesis
Cellular component (GO): nucleolus
Source: RefSeq, a predicted model, not a curated record